AUCUGGAGAAGCUAAUUGGUUGAAAGUGACUUUAUGCGUGCACAAUUGGUCUUCUAAUUGAUAUCUCAGUUUCGCCUGAGUCUCGGGAUAAAUCCAAGUUAAUAUGGCUCUGGUAGUACGCCUGAAAACCAUCACCUUCCUGCGGGGAAAAGCGGACAGGGUUGCUAAAGUGACGUUUCGAGGUCUGCCGCUCUAUUCGCGAGUGCUGGAGAACUGUGAAGAUGAAGCCAGGUUUGAUGAGACGUUCCGCUGGCCCAUUGGGAGUAAGGUGGAUGGCAACGAGGUUCUGGAGAUCCAGGUGUACAACUACAGUAAGGUGUUCACCAACAGGCUUAUAGGAACCUUCUGCAUGGUUCUUCAGAAGGUGGUGGAAGAGGGACAGCUGGAGGUGUCGGAUACUCUGAUCGAUGACAACAACACAGCCAUACAGACGGCCGUCUCUAUAGAGAUCAGAUACCAGACGAUGGACAUGAGUGUGAAAGUGUGGAGUGAUGGCGAGUUCCUGGACGUUCCGGACGAGUCCGAGGGGAUAUUCCAGUUUGAGACCGAGAGCCUUCUCUCCGGGCACAGCCAGAGCUCAGGGGUGUCGCCGGGACGACGGUCCCUCCAGAACUCCAUCCCCACAUUCAGGAAAGCAGGGAAAGGUGUCUUCUCCGCCAUGAAGCUCGGGAAAACUCGCAUCUCCAAAGAUGACCACAAGAGAGCAGACGCUGCGGCUGUCCUGGAGAUCGAGGACCUGGACCGCAAGGCCAUGCGCCUUGGCGGCCUCCUUGACCCCGACACCAUCUCCCUCGCCUCCGUUACUGCGGUAACCACCAACGUCUCCAACAAAAGGUCAAAGCCUGAUAUUAAGAUGGAACCCAUCUCUGGUAGACCGGUGGAUUAUCAGAUCAGUGUGACGGUGAUCGAGGCUCGUCAGCUUGUGGGGUUGAACAUGGACCCUGUGGUGUGUGUCGAGAUCGGAGACGACAAAAAGUACACGUCCAUGAAGGAGUCCACCAAUUGCCCCUACUACAACGAGUAUUUUGUCUUCGACUUCCACGUGCCACCAGACGUGAUGUUUGACAAGAUAUUAAAGAUCUCUGUGAUCCACUCCAAGAACUUGCUGCGCAGUGGCACCUUGGUGGGAACCUUCAAGAUGGACGUGGGCACGGUUUACUCACAGCCUGAACACCAGUUUUACCAUAAAUGGGCAAUGCUGUCUGACCCUGAUGACAUCACCACCGGGUGCAAAGGUUACGUGAAGUGUGACGUAGCUGUGGUGGGAAAAGGGGACAACAUCAAGACCCCUCACAAGGCCAACGAGACCGACGAGGAUGACAUCGAAGGGAACCUGCUCCUGCCCGAGGGGGUUCCGUCGGAGCGCCAGUGGGCCCGGUUCUACGUGAAGAUCUACCGGGCCGAGGGCCUGCCCAAGAUGAACACCAGCAUCAUGGCCAAUGUCAAGAAGGCCUUCAUCGGCGAGAACCGAGACCUGGUGGACCCUUAUGCCCAAGUGCAGUUCUCCGGGCAGAAGGGAAAGACAUCUGUUCAGAAGAGCAGCUACGAGCCCAUUUGGAACGAGCAGAUCAUCUUCACAGAGAUGUUCCCGCCCCUGUGCAAACGCAUCAAGGUCCAGAUUCGAGACUCGGACAAAGUCAACGACGUGGCCAUAGGAACCCAUUUCAUUGACCUGCGCAAAAUUGCCAACGACGGAGACAAAGGUUUCCUGCCCACCAUGGGCCCGGCGUGGGUGCACAUGUACGGUUCCACGCGGAACUACACGCUGAUGGACGAGCACCAGGACCUCAACGACGGGCUGGGGGAGGGCGUGUCCUUCAGGGCCCGCCUCCUGAUCGGUGUCAACGUGGAGAUCCUGGACACCACCUCCCCGGAGAUCAUGAGCUCCACCGAAGUGCAGGUGGAACCCGUCUCCAACAUCUCGGAGAGUGCCACUGGGAAGGUGGAGGAGUUCUUUCUCUUUGGCUCCUUCCUGGAGGCCACCAUGAUUGACAGGAAGAUUGGAGAUAAGCCAAUCAGCUUCGAGGUCACAAUAGGUAACUACGGCAACCAGAUUGAUGGGGUGAGCAAGCCGGCGGCGUCGUCGUCAUCGGGGAAGAAGAAGAGGCGGGAGGGCGGGCCGGAGAGCGACGAGGAGGAGUCGGAGCUCAUCCAGAACUCCAGCGACGAGGAGGCGGACGACAACGCCGACCUCGUGUCCGUGUCCUCCACGCCGCUCAUGAAGCCCGUCAUCACCGACAGGAAUUAUUUUCACCUGCCGUACUUUGACAAGAAGCCGUGCAUCUACAUCAAGAGCUGGUGGCAAGACCAGAGGCGACGCCUGUACAACUCCAACAUCAUGGACAAGAUAGCAGACAAACUGGAGGAGGGCCUGAAUGACGUGCAGGAGAUCAUUAAAACAGAGAAGGCCUACCCUGAGCGCCGGCUGAGGGGGGUGCUGGAGGAACUCAGCACUGGCUGCAGUCGUUAUGUCACUCUGGCAAACAAGGACCAGAGCCAAGCAGGCCGAACAAAACUGGACCGUGAAAGACUCAAGUCCUGCAUGAGAGAGAUGGAGAGCAUGAGUCAGCAGGCCAAGAGUAUCCGCACGCAGGUGAAGAGGAACACAGUAAAAGACAAACUCAAGAUGGUGCACAACUUCCUGCAGCGUCUCCGCUUCUUGGCCGACGAGCCCCAGCACAGCAUCCCGGACGUCUUCGUCUGGAUGAUGAGCAACAACAAGCGGGUGGCCUACGCCCGAGUGCCCUCCAAGGACAUCCUCUACUCCAUCGUGGACGAGGAGACGGGCAAGGACUGCGCCAAAGUCAAAACCGUCUUUCUCCGGCUGCCUGGUAAGAAAGGCUUCGGUCCGGCUGGCUGGACGGUGCAGGCCAAGCUGGAGAUGUACCUGUGGCUGGGCCUCAACAAGCAGAGGAAGGACUUCCUGAGCGGCCUGCCCAGCGGCUUUGAGGAGACCAAAGCAGCCAAGGAGACUGGCCUGCAGUCUGUGCCGCCUAUCAGCCUAGUCUACAACAUGAAGCAGGUGUUCCAGCUGAGAGCUCACAUGUAUCAGGCCCGCAGUCUGUUUGCCGCUGAUAGCAGCGGCCUGUCUGACCCCUUCGCCAGAGUCUUCUUCUCCACACACAGCCAAGUCACAGAGGUGCUGAGUGAGACCCUCUGUCCCACGUGGGAUCAGCUCCUGGUCUUCGAUAACGUGGAGCUCUACGGUGAGGCCGGCGAGCUCCGCGACGACCCCCCUAUCAUCGUCAUCGAGAUCUACGACCAGGACACGGUGGGCAAGGCUGAGUACAUCGGCCGCACGUUUGCCAAGCCUGUGACGAAGAUGGUUGAUGAACACUACGGGCCGCCCCGAUUCCCCCCACAGCUGGAGUACUACCAGAUCUACAGGGGCAACUGCACCGCUGGGGAACUCCUCGCUGCCUUUGAACUGCUGCAGGUGGGUCCUGCCGGGAAAGGGAGCUUGCCCCCGAUCGACGGGCCGACGGAUUCGGAGCGCGGGCCCAUCCUGCCGGUUCCUCUGGGGAUCCGACCCAUCCUCAGCCGGUACCGCAUAGAGGUGUUGUUCUGGGGUUUGAGGGACCUGAAGCGGGUCAACCUGGCCCAGGUGGAUCGGCCGCGCGUGGACAUUGAGUGUGCCGGGAGAGGGGUCCAGUCCUCACUCAUCCAGAACUACAAGAAGAACCCCAACUUCAGCACCCUCGUCAAAUGGUUCGAAGUGGACCUGCCGGAGAACGAGCUGCAGCACCCUCCUCUCAACAUCCGGGUGGUGGACUGCCGCGCCUUCGGCCGCUACACCCUGGUGGGCUCCCAUGCGGUCACCACGCUGCGCAAGUUUCUCUACAUCGCACCCGGCAAGACCAACGCCAACAGCUGGGGCCACGCAGCUAGCCUGCUGAACGGCUACGCGGCGCUGACCGAUGGAGCGUCCCGCUCUCGCUCCCAUUCCCGCACCCCCUCUCGCCCCCCAGGUGACAUCUUGGUCAACAUGGAGCCGGAGAUUAACGUCAAGAAGAUGGACACUGUGGUCAAGCUGGAUGCCACGUCAGAUGCAGUUGUUAAAAUUGAUGGGAUCGAGGAGGAGAAGGACAAAGAUGGACAGAAGAGGAAGAAGAAGAAGAAGAAGGGGGAGGAGACAGAGGAGGAGGAGCUGGACGAGAGCAUGCUGGACUGGUGGUCCAAGUACUUCGCCUCCAUAGAGACCAUGAUGGAGACGCUGCGGGCGCAGGAGGCUGCCCAGGCGGAGGCGGACGAGAGAGAGGACCUGGAGAUAGCAGCCGAGGGAGCAGAGUUGAAAGUGGAUGACUCCCCUGUGAAAGGCACCAAACCCAAGGAGAAGAUCAAGGACAAGAGCAAGAGCUCCAAGGACAAGAAGAAGAACAACCACUUAGCCGAAGCCCAGGACAAACGGCCCCCCAAGCCCAGGGUGGACGAGCUGCUGGCAUACAAUAAGGAGCUGGAGUGUGAGUUCAAUGACUUUGAGGACUGGCUCCACACCUUCAACUUGUACCGGGGGAAAGCUGCAGACGAUGAUGAACACCACAUGGCGGAUGACGACAGGAUUGUGGGCAGGUUCAAGGGGUCGGUGUGUUUGUACAAGCUGCCCCUGUCGGAUGAGUUCUCCAGAGAGGCCGGCUCCGACCCCAACAUGGGCAUGUUCCAGAACAUUCCCCACAACGAUCCCAUGAACGUACUGGUCAGGGUUUACGUGGUCCGGGCCACUGAUUUACAUCCCGCAGACAUCAAUGGCAAAGCUGACCCGUACAUCGCCAUCAAACUGGGCAGGACAGAGCUGAAGGACAAGGAGAACUACAUCUCCAAGCAGCUGAAUCCCGUCUUUGGAAAGUCCUUCGACAUCGAGGCCACGUUCCCCAUGGAGUCCAUGCUGACUGUCUCAGUGUACGACUGGGAUCUGGUGGGCACGGACGACCUUAUUGGAGAGACCAGGAUUGACCUGGAGAACCGCUACUACAGCAAACACAGAGCCACUUGUGGCAUCGCAGGCAACUACUCAGUCCAUGGUUACAACAUAUGGCGGGACCCUCUGAAGCCCACCCAGAUCCUGGCCAAGCUGUGCAAGGACGGCAAGCUGGAUGGGCCACACUACGGCCCAGGAGGCCGCGUGAAGGUGGCCAACCGCAUCUUCACCGCCUCAACCGACAUCGAGGAUGAGAACGGCCUGAAGAAGCAGACAGACGAGCACCUGGCUCUGACGGUGCUCAAACACUGGGAGGACAUGCCCCGCGUGGGCUGCAAACUCAUCCCAGAACAUGUGGAGACCAGACCCCUCUUCAACCCAGACAAGCCUGGCAUUGAGCAGGGUCGUCUUGAGAUGUGGGUUGACAUGUUUCCAAUGGACAUGCCUGCACCAGCGCCUGCCCUUGACAUAUCACCACGGAAACCAAAGAGCUAUGAGCUGCGUGUUAUAAUUUGGAACACUGAUGACGUAGUUCUAGAAGACGAUGGUUUCAUGACAGGAGAGAAGAUGUCUGACAUCUAUGUCAGGGGCUGGUUGAAGGGCCAACAGGAGGAUAAGCAGGACACAGACGUCCACUACCACUCGCUGACCGGCGAGGGCAACUUCAACUGGCGCUUCGUCUUCCCCUUCGACUACUUGAUGGCCGAGGAGAAAAUCGUCAUGUCCAAGAAGGAGUCCAUGUUCUCCUGGGACGAAACCGAGUACAAGAUUCCCGCACGGCUCACAAUGCAGGUCUGGGACGCUGACCACUUCUCCGCGGACGACUUCCUGGGUGCGAUUGAGUUAGACCUGAACCGGUUCACGCGUGGGGCGAAGACGGCCAAACAGUGCUCUCUGGACAUGGUGCUGAACGCACAGGACCUACCCACCAUCUCCAUCUUCAAACAGAAGAGGGUCAAGGGCUGGUGGCCGUUUGUGGCUCGAGAUGAGAACGACGAACUCGCACUAACGGGGAAAGUGGAAGCAGAGCUUCACCUGAUGACUGCGGAGGAGGCUGAGAAGACUCCUGUUGGGCUUGGACGCAACGAGCCAGACCCUCUGGAGAAACCCAAUCGCCCCAGUACCAGCCUGGCGUGGCUGCUGCUGAGCCCGUUGCGGGUGAGCUGCCUGCUGGCCUGGCGUCAGUACCGGCUCCACUUCCUGGUCCUGCUGCUGCUGCUGCUGGUGCUGCUGUUCCUGAGCCUGCUCUUCAUCUCCAUGCCCUCAGCACUCAGCAACAAGAUUUUUAAUGUGGGAGGAUAACACACACAUAUAGAGAGACGGGUGCGCACAUCCACAGAUUUUUCUUAAGCAGGUGCCAGACAAAAAACGUGUCAAAGUGGAAGUGAUGGUCUGCACACUGCAAUGGCUCCAAAA
Messenger RNA from Sardina pilchardus (European sardine), 6331 nucleotides. RefSeq names its product otoferlin a (gene otofa). NCBI's taxonomy places the organism in Eukaryota, Metazoa, Chordata, Actinopteri, Clupeiformes, Clupeidae. Gene Ontology annotation, molecular function: AP-2 adaptor complex binding; calcium ion binding. The transcript is spliced from 46 exons. Gene Ontology annotation, biological process: synaptic vesicle priming; plasma membrane organization. The record is from RefSeq and is a predicted model, not a curated record. Gene Ontology annotation, cellular component: presynaptic active zone membrane; synaptic vesicle membrane. Bases 104 to 6217 code for a protein of 2037 amino acids.